Molecule: messenger RNA, 3758 nt
Organism: Syngnathus acus (greater pipefish)
Lineage: Eukaryota; Metazoa; Chordata; Actinopteri; Syngnathiformes; Syngnathidae
Gene: igfn1.4
Product: immunoglobulin like and fibronectin type III domain containing 1, tandem duplicate 4
Exons: 23
Coding region: 54-3575 (1173 amino acids)
Molecular function (GO): protein binding
Source: RefSeq, a predicted model, not a curated record
CCGCUGCAGAAAACGAAGUGGGUAUCCGGAAAAGGUCUCGUGUUCCCGGAGUGAUGAUUACCCAGUUCAUAGAGACGCUGCCAGAGGGGAGGAGUCAUCCAGACUUUACCCGCAAGCCAAUUGCUUUGACUAUUCAAGAAGGGAAAUUUGCUUUCUUUAAAGCCAUUGUCACCGGAGAUCCUAAACCCACUGUGUCAUGGAGCAGAAAUAAUGGAGAUGUGUCUGACACUUCAAAAUAUCAGAGCAAAUAUGACGCCAACUCCAAUGAGCAUACAUUUGAGAUGCCAAAUGUCACAGCGGCUCAAGCAGACACAUACAAAUGUUUUGCGACUAAUGAAUUCGGACAAGCCAUGGUGACAGUUGUUUUGAAUGUUAUUGAAGUUGGCUACAAAAAGAACAAAGCCCAGCAAAAUGCAACAGAACCCAUCAACGGUGGUUUUAAGAAAUUCCUACGGAAAAGUAAAGUACGUCCAAAAUCGGAGCAAGCAGAGAAGAAGGAUGGAGAGUUGGAUCCUAAAUUUUGGGAGCUGCUACUUAGCGCUGAUAAGAAAGACUACGAGAGAAUCUGUGCAGAGUAUGGAGUGACUGAUUUUCGCUGGAUGCUGAAGAAACUCAAUGAAAUGAAGAAGGAACGAGAAGAGGAACAAGCUGAGUUUGUCAAGAACAUAUCCAACCUGAGACCUAUCCGGGUGAAUGCAGACGGUACUGCAUCCUUUGAGAUUGACAUGGAACUUAUCGAGCAGAGCAGCUCAAUAUACCUGUAUAAGGAUGGUGAAAUGGUUCCCUACACAAAAGAACUAGGAGAUAUGAUGAAGCACAGUCUGAGGAGAGUAGGGAGGAAGUAUAUUUUCAGCAUAAGGGAUCUCAUGCCAGAAGAUGGCGGAUUCUACCAGUUGGAUGUAGCUAAUGUGAACGUAUUUUCCACAGAUUUGAAAAUUCCCAUGGUUGACUUCUUGGUGAAAAUUCAGGAAGUAAAGGCGAUGGAGAGAGAAGACGCCAUAUUUGAGUGUGUCCUUUCCACGCCCCUUGCCAAGAUUUCAUGGUUUGGAAAGAAUCUGCCCUUGGAACAAGGAGAUAAAUAUGAUAUUGAGGUUUCUGAGGACAAGCUCAUUCAUAGACUAGUGGUCAAAGACUGCAUGGUUGUAGACAAAGGCAUUUAUUCUGCCACUGCAGGAAUCAAAUCAUGUAACGCCUGGCUUGUUGUUGAAGCUGAUAAAGAUGCUGGUAAGGGCAAGAAGUCUAUGAGGAAGACAACAAGGGCUGGGGGGUCCGGUAUCGACCUGCAGAAGGUGGCUCAAGAGCAACAUGAAAAGUUGGAGAAGCAGAAAGAGGAACUGAAAGAACAAAUCAAAGCUGCAGAAGAAGCCCCACUCCCAUCUGAAACUCCCAAACCAGGAAAUAAGAAAACGGAAGAUGUGCCCUCUGAUACGGCGGUUGCGGAGGCAGGAGACAGUGAUAAUGAGUGUACGCAUGUAAACGUUGAGCCAGCACCUGUAGCUGCAACAGAUGAACCUGUGAUCACAUGUGGACUCUCUAAUAUCUACUGUCUACGUGGGAAGUCAGCUGUACUAAAAGUCACGAUGAACAUGGACUGCGACGGCACCUGGUUUAAAGAUGGAGAACCAAUAGGUGCUGGUGCUGGAAUCAGCACGAGCAAAAAGUCCACCUCUCACAUGCUGACUUUUGAAAACUGCCGAGAUGAGGAUUCUGGCCUGUACCGCUUUGUAUCAGGGGAUCAGAGUACACAAGGAAAGGUCACCGUUGGAGACGUACCGGAAUUUGACCCUGACGACCUUCACAAGUUCUGCAAGCCAUUGACAGUGAGAGUGGGCCACAAUGCAACUUUCAAAAUGCCCUUUGCACCUCAGGAGUCUUUGACUGUUAAUUGGUCUAAGAAUGGCUCAGAGGUCAAAGAUGGAGGAGGAGUAAAGAUUGUGAAGGAGCCCAAUCACAGCCGGCUGCUCUUCAAAGACUGCCUGCGGGCAGACAUGGGGGAAAUUAAAAUUCAACUUAAAAAUCCAUUUGGGACCGCAGAAGCUACCUCUCAGCUUUUUGUGCUCGACCGUCCAGGUCCACCAGAGGGUCCGGUGGAGACGCUUGAUACAACCUCGUCUCUCAUUGAGAUCAAAUGGAAACCUCCCAAAGAUGACGGCGGAUGCCCAAUCACAAACUACAACAUUGAGCGCCAGCAGGCAGGCCACAAUCUGUGGACCAAACUCGGACAUGUCUCCGGCGACAAGACUACCUUUAGGGACAGGAACGUGACCCACGGAAAGAAAUACAGCUAUCGAAUUUAUGCCGAGAACUCUGAAGGCCUUGGCGAAUUCCUGGAGACAGCUGAUAGCAUUAUGGCUGGCAUCAUGAUACUUUCUGGGCCGCCCAGUGCCCCCAAAGUGGUCAGUGCAUCAAAGACCUGUAUCACACUGACGUGGACCCCUCCCGAAGAUGACAGGGGAGUACCCAUCAUCGGUUACCAAGUGGAGAAACGGAAGAAGGACACAAAUCAGUGGAUUUCCUUGAACGCGGUGAAUGAACCCAUUGAAGAUGUCAACUAUGCAGUUAAAGACAUCACUGAAGGAGCAGAGUACGAGUUCAGGGUUCUUGCAAUUAAUGAGUCUGGAGCGGGGGAUCCGAGCCCCCCGUCUGCAGUGGUGUGUGCAAAGAAUCCCAACAUGAGGCCUUACUUCAAAGACCCAGAAGACUUUGUUGUUAUCAGAGCAGGAAAUUCAGCACGUGUAAAAAUUCUCUAUGAGGCUGAACCCCCACCGGAGAUCACAUGGCUCAAGGACGAUGAAGCGUUACCCCCUUGGGUGAAAGUCAUCAAUUCUGAAGGAAUGUCCCAGCUUGUUAUUCAUUCAUCGAAGCGCUCAGACUCCGCCAGCUACACAAUCAUAGCCAAAAACUCAGUCGGACAGGCUUCUUUUGAUGUUGAGGUUAGAGUUACAGAUGAACCAAAGAGCCCAGGCCCAGUGGAAUUGGAACAAACAGUCCAUGGCAAAGUGGUGAUAACAUGGGCUCCAUCGCCGGACGAGGAGCUUGAUGACAGACUUUACUACAGGGUGGCUCAACGCGACUCCAACACCAGGGUGUGGAAAAUUGUUGCAGAUCGCCUAUUCACCCACACACACACAGUUACCAACAUCCUUCCGGGGCUUGAAUAUCAUUUCCGGAUCUUCGCCAAGAACGACAUGGGGGUGUCGGAGCCGUCGCAGUCACCAACAUGGGGAAUUAAUGGCAACAGAGUUCCAAUCCCGCACAAAGGAAUCAACUCAACCAAUAUCAGCUUUGAGAGACCCCCAUCCAUCUUGGUCCCUCUGAAGUUCCAUGCACCACCAAAAGGUUACCAGGUCUACAUGACGUGUGCCGUGCGAGGGUUCCCAACGCCCAGCGUGUCCUGGUUCCUCAAUGACCAAUGUAUCAACUCAGACAAAAACUACUAUAUCACCAAUUCUUUCGGCGUAUGCUGCAUGUAUAUUCUCAGAGUGCGGCCAAAGGACAGCGGAGAAUAUAAAGUUGUUGCCAUUAACUCAUUUGGCAAGGCAGAAUGCUCCACUAAACUCAUUGUUAGAGAUUGAAUCAGCAGGAGGGCCUUAUCGGAUGUUGUUUUAUUUGAGAGAACAGAGGGAAAAAAAAGCAGUAGGUAAUGUAAGGAAGACUGGAUAGUCAUUUUUAAUAGUGGUAACUUGUUUAUUUGAAAUGCUAUAAAUGAACUACAAAUGCUUUCGGGAUCAUGACUGAAAUAAAUCAUCAAGUUGCGA